This is a messenger RNA of Tremella mesenterica DSM 1558, 882 nucleotides long. RefSeq lists its product as uncharacterized. The transcript is spliced from 5 exons. The coding region runs from base 1 to 882 and encodes 293 amino acids. The record is from RefSeq and is a predicted model, not a curated record. NCBI's taxonomy places the organism in Eukaryota, Fungi, Basidiomycota, Tremellomycetes, Tremellales, Tremellaceae.
AUGUCUAAGCGUACUUUGUCUCCUUCCACCUCCUCCCGUCAAACUCGAGCUUCCACCCAGGCAAUCCUACCUGACGUCGACCCCGAACUUCUCAUGCGUCAAACGAAAAGAAUGAGAAUUACUCCCCAAAUUCCUGGUACUACCCAGACUUCCACGGUUGACGCUUCUCGAAGGGCUCUCGACACCAUUAAGGAUCGAUAUCAAUCCGGUCCUUCUCGCGAUCAACAAUCGUCUCAUCUUGAUGACCAGGUCAUCGAGCAAUAUUUCGACUUCGAAGGGGGUGCUGGGCCAUCUGCCACUGGUGAGAACCUAUCUCCCGCCAAAUCCGUCGACUCCGAACACCCUACCGUCGUCGAAAAUGAAAAUUCUCCCGGUAAGCAACCCACUGGUCCUCCUUCUGAGGCUUCCGACGAACUUGUGGAGGUUCCCGAAGAACUUGGUGACAUCUUUCACGCCCCUCGCAAGGUUACCGUCAACCAGGAACUGGUUAAGUUGCUCGAGGAUCGAAAAGACUCCGAAAUCGCUACCCUUUGGGCCAGCAUGACCUUCCCCUCUGUUCGUCUCGCGUUGAAGAACGAAGCUCUGGACCGUUUCCGCGAAACCAACGCCAUCAAGCCCACUGUAAAGUGGUUUAAGAACGCUCUCGAUCGUUUGGCCCAAGGUUGGCGCCUCCGCAACAAAAAUGGUGCUGUUGUUCGGCUAGAGGGUGAGCUCUGUACCGAUUGUCAACGUCGUCUCGAUGGUGGCGAAGACUUUCGUGUUGGUUGUAUUGGCCCUCGGUAUUGUUGUGGGAGCAAGAACGGUCACUUCCAAGGUUACUUUUGUCCUGGAGCACGAGCUUUGUGCGGCUUCGGUCCGCUAUCGAUCCCUUCCUGCCCAUGA